AUGUUACCUACGGCAGCCCGCAAGUCUGAGCAGCACAGUUCGAUGCCCGGCUCGAUCGCCAGGGGCCUGGUGGUCCUGCAGAGCGUGGCCAGCAGGAACACCCAGUGCCCAGAACCAAAGCUGCCCCGAAAGCAGCGCCCCCUCAGCAAGCCCGCCCAGGCCGUCAGCCGCUACUACGGGAAGGAGCGAGAGCUCGAGCACAGCGUGCGCCCCAGUGGCUUCCAGUUGGAAAUGGAGGGACUUCACGAGGCCUUCCUCACGCGUCCCGACUGCCCGCAGCUCAGCACCAGGGCCACGCCUGUCUCGAACCGUGGUUCACCCACCCAGGUGGAUUUGGCCGCGGAGGUGCGCUUCAGCCUGGACAUGUGGGGGCCCACCCAGGACCUGCUCUUGGCCAGGCGGGGCUCGGACACGAGCCUGGACGGGCGCCUCCCUCUGUUCAGUAAGAGCGCCUGCGAGUUCAGUUAUUUGCGGAAGACGAGCGAUUCCCAGACUUUGAGUCCGGUCACCAGCAGCUCAGCCGCAUCCCAGAGCCACCCAAAAAAGAGGACGCCCUGGUACCUCUCGGUCAUUCGGGAGAAGAUCCAGCGCCUGUCCGAGCUGGAGAUGCAGGUUCAGAAGAAAGAGGAGUUGAUCUUGUUGCUCCAAGAGGAGAGGGAGGCCCUGAAGAAGCAGCUGAAAUCCCUCCUGAAAAGCAAAGCCAAAGAGACACCCGUGUCCCCAUUCAGGAGGGAGCGGCGCUUGGAGGUCCCGCUGAGGGCGAGCCGGCUGAGCAUCCUGAGGGCCCUCCGCAGGGACAGGGAGCAGGAGCUGCCGUGCGGCAAGCAGAUGCAGGAGAAGCGUGCAGCGGUGGAGAUGGGCAAGCAGCGGGAGCAGGGCAGCGGCGAGGAGGAGGAGGAGGAGGAGGAGGAGGGUCCAUCCAGGGAGCUGGAGGGGGCGGAGGACGCCAGGGUAAAGGGCGGUGUGGUCAAGACCGUGGUUGUGCAUGAGGUGGAAGAGGAGGAGAAGGAAGAGGAGGAGGAGGAGGAGGAGGAGGAGGAGAAAAGGGAGCUGCUGGAGGAGGAGGAAGAGGAGAUCGCCAGAAGGGUUUACUCCCUGGGCGAGUCAUUCGAGGAAGAGCUGAUGGCCCAGCUGGAGGAGUACGAGCAGGUGAUUCUGGAGUUCCAGUACGAGCUGGAGGUCACCAGGACCAGAUACUCCCUCGCCACAGGGACCAUUGCGUCUUUACAACAUCAAGUCGACAUCCAGGAAUCCCAGCUGCGAAGGAUGAGCACGGAGAACCAGAUGCUGCAGAAGGAGCUUCGAGAGCGGAAGCAGCAGCUGCAAGCCAUGACCGACAAGUUCUCCGGCCUCCGAGAGGAUAAGAAGCACCAGGAGAUGAUGGGGUGCAUCGAGAAGGACAACUUUUUCCUCCGGCAGCGCGUGUCGGAGCUGGAAGACGCGCUCCGCAAGCGGGACCAUGUCGUCUCUGAGCUGGACGCCAAGGCCAGCGAGCUGCAGGCCCAGGUGGAGCAGGACCAGAACCACCUGCAGAGGUGGAGGCGGCUGCAGGAGGAGCUGCAGAGCAAGAAGGAGAUGAUCGGGCAGGCGGAGCAGCAGGCCCGCGUGGCCCUGGAAAGCGCCCAGUCCAGGCUUGAGAGACUGAGGAACAAGAUCAUCCAGGCCACCUUCAGCAGCCCCGGGGUCAAGGCCUCGAACACUGAGAUCUCGGACAACGACAUCCUGGAAGCCCUGCAGAGGAUCAUCACGGAGAGAACUGACUACUACAACCAGCUGAAGCAGAAAGGUGUCCGAGUGCUCCCCCUGCACCAGUCCGAUACCUCCCUGCCCAGCAAGUCCAAGAAGGUGACCCCCAAGUAG
Messenger RNA from Propithecus coquereli (Coquerel's sifaka), 1860 nucleotides. RefSeq names its product coiled-coil domain containing 27 (gene CCDC27). Bases 1 to 1860 code for a protein of 619 amino acids. The record is from RefSeq and is a predicted model, not a curated record. The transcript is spliced from 12 exons. NCBI's taxonomy places the organism in Eukaryota, Metazoa, Chordata, Mammalia, Primates, Indriidae.